This is a messenger RNA of Paramecium sonneborni, 1683 nucleotides long. The record is from the annotation of a GenBank genome assembly. NCBI's taxonomy places the organism in Eukaryota, Ciliophora, Oligohymenophorea, Peniculida, Parameciidae.
AUGAAUUAAUUGUUAAAUAAUUUAAAGUUUCAUAAGCCAUUAUUUAAGUUGAAUACAGCAUAGAUUGAAAUACUAAAAGACCCUGUAGACUUUUAUGUAAAUUUACAUAAAGGAAUAAAAAGUGCUUAAAAAAGAAUAGUAUGGAGUACAUUAUAUAUUGGAAAUGGAAAUAUGGAAGAAUUUUUAAUAGAGAGUUUAUCAAAUUAAUAAAGGAGAUUUGAAUAGUUAAGGAUAUCUUUAUUAAUGGAUUAUUAUAGAGGGACUAGAAGAGAUAAGAAAGAUCAUACAACACCAAUAGAUCAUUAUCUUUAUUUGAGAAUGCAAAAUUUAUUAGCAAAUAAUAUGAAACUUGGAUUAAUGAGACAUCCUUAUCUUCCUUAAUUUGCUAAUAUGUUUGAAGAAACUGCAGCAAGAGAGAUAUUUAAUGUUCAUCAUAUGAAAUGGUAUAUCUUUGAUAACAAAGUAAUUUUGACCGGAGGUAAUUUAAUAUUUAAAUAUAAUAGCAAAUUUAUAAGAGUAAUACUUUAUAAAUAGAUAAGAUAGAUAUAUGGUAUUUCAUGAGGCAAAUGAGAUAGCUGAUUAUUUAGAUGAUGCACAAUCAGCAUUGCUUUAACAUGCAUAUUAUGUAGAUUUUGAUUCCAAUUAAAAAUUUGAUCCUUUAAGAGCUUAACCUUUUAAGAAAUAAUAGUAUUUUAAAGAAUUUCAUCAAACUUGGAAAAUAUUCAAAUUUAGUUACAAAGAAGCAGCAGAGAUUAAAAGUGAUGAUGAGGACUAUUAAGAAUAACAAUAAGAAGAUGAAUAAUAAAAAUAAGAAGAAAAUAAUGAAGAAAAGUAAGAAUAAGAAGAACAACUAUCUUAAGAAGAGAUGCUUUAAUUUUAUGAAAGAGAUUUAAUUGUAGAACAAAAGAUUUAAGAAAGAAAAGAAUAAGCAAAAUUAAUGUAUAAAAAGUAUUAAUAAUAGUGAAGAUUAAAUAAAAGUUUUAAUAAAGGAGAUGUUCAAAAUAUUAUUAAUAGAUUAGAAAAGGCUCUUUAUUAAGAUCAGGAGAGAGAAUUAGAUGAAGGAGAAGAAUGUACUAUACUUAUUACUCUUCAUAUUCCAUAUUUAUAAACUGAUGAAGACAAAUUAGUAUUUACUAAAAUUCUUGAACAUUUAGAUUAAUUUACUUGUAUAAAAUAAUAUUAUUUUAAGCCGUGACUUGGGCAUCUGGAUAUAUGAAUUUUACUAAAACAAUAAGAAAUUAUGUCAAUAAUACUAAAACUGAUAUUAAAUUCAUUACUGCAAGUCCAAAUGCUAAUGGAUUUCAUAAAGCUGGAAAAGCUAAAUCUUUUAUUCCCUAUUUAUAUCGUUAUUUUGAAUUAUCCAUUGAUAAACCAAUAUUUGAAUAUAAACGAAAUGGUUGGACUUUUCACACUAAAGGAUUUUGGGCAACUCUUUAAGAUCAUUCUACUAUGACUAUUAUUGGAAGUUCAAAUUAUGCUGAAAGAUCAGAAAAAAGAGAUAAUGAAAUUUAAGCAUAUAUUUUCACUCAAUGUCCUAUGUUUAAAUAAGAUUUAAAAAAAGAAUAGGAUUAAUUAUUAAAUUAUUCUGAAUAAAUAACUAAAGAACAAAUAAUUAAUGAUUCAGAAAUUAAAAUCAAUUGGAAAAUUAAGUUUUUGUCAAAAAUUUUUAAAUCAAUGAUGUGA